UCUCUCUCUCUCCCCCUCUCUGCCCUUCCUCCCCGCUCUACUGCCCCUCUUUGCGCCUCACUCUGCCCUCCUGCCCCUCUGUUUGUCUGUCGCUCGCCCCUCCCCCUCCAAACGCGACAUGAGCAACCCCGAUGACCCCGGCCGUGGGUCGGCUCCCCAGCACGAUGGUGAUGAGUACUUCGACUCGAUCGAGUCGCCGGCCCCUGCUGCUGCUGCUGCUGCUGUCACUGAGGAUCUACCCAAUGACCAGCCGCCCCCGUACGAUCCUGCCGCGGAGGCGGCCCGGUGGAGUGGAGCUCGGCAUUCCCGCCGGGGCUAUGGCCCCACCCAUUUUGGCCGCAUGCACCAUCAUGCCCACGGUCCCAGCCGUGGACAUGGCCAUGGGCACGGCCAUCAACGUGGACAUGAUCAUGGCCAGGAUCAUACCCAGGGACACGACCAUGGCCACAGGCAAGACCAUGGGCGCGGCCGCGGCCACGGACACAACCACGGACACGGGCACAGCCACGGGCACAGCCACGGGCACGGACAUGGGCACGGACACGGACACGGACACGACCAGUCGCUUGGGCCUAUGCAUGGUCACCACCACCAUCCCCGAGGACGGCAUGGCCGCGGUCGCGGCCACUAUCGCCAGGGACCCACCGCGCCCGAUGCUGAGCUUCCGGUUUAUCAUGACAAUGGACAUAACCACGGCCACAGCCACGGCCACAACCAUGGACACAACCAUGGACACAGCCAUGGGCACAGUCACGGACACAGCCAUGGGCACAGUCACGGACACGACGCCGAGGACCGGUCCUCGGCCAAGCUGCGCGAACUCCUGGCCGCCAAUGACCAUGACGCGACGCGAGUGGGCUCGCGGCCUCCUCCAGGGCAGCCGGACUCGGAUGGUUCCUCUUCGGACGAGGAGGGACCCUCCCGGCGCUCUGGCCCCCCGGCUGGCGGUGGCCAUAGUGACGCCAGCGAUUCCGGUGGCUCGGACGACUCCGGCGACUCGGACUGCACCAGUGACGAGGAGGGCGAGCUCUUCGAGGGGAAGCGCUUCCUGGAUGUCCUGUCCGCCUUCGAGGCAUAUCGGCUCAAUGGAGAGCAUCGCCUUGCGGGGUUCCUGUCCAACAUCCAGCGGCUUCCGGCCUCGUCUCGUGCCCUCCUGACCCCGGUGAUGUCCAAGCUGGCCUCGGUGCGGGCAUGUGUCGUGGGCAACCAGUACUUCAUUGACAAGGUCAUCUCGCCGCAUUUGGCCAAGUUUUUCUCCGAUGAGCCGGAGGCCGAGGAGGACCACCGCGAGCGAUUGAUCUCGACGAAGCUCUCGCAGCAUGACAGCGUCAAGAGUGUCCUCGGCCAGCUGGUUCGGGACUGGUCGUCUGAGGGCGCCGAGGAGCGGCGUGUCUGCUACGACCCCCUGUUGGAGGGGCUGGCCAAGUACCUUCCAUCCGACCAACGUGAAACCCGCCCCCCGCGUGUGCUGGUUCCCGGGGCCGGUCUCGGGCGUCUGGCCUUCGAGAUCGCGCGGCGUGGCUACGAGUGCGAGGGGAACGAGUUCUCGCACUACAUGCUCCUGGUGUCGGAGUUCAUCCUGAAUGGUGGCGCCGUUCCGAAUGCCUACCAGAUUUUCCCCUUCUGCCUGCAAUUCUCCAACAGCUGGGACGCCAGCGACCAGACGCGGCCGGUGACCGUGCCAGACGUGGCCCCGGCGCUGCCGCCCGGGAGCCGAUUCUCCAUGUCGGCCGGGGACUUCCUGGAUGUUUAUGCAGUCAGUGGGGCCAACGACGGGGCGACCAACCACCGUGGCCAGUGGGACGCGGUGGUGACGGCCUUUUUCAUCGACACUGCGCACGACAUUGUGGCCUAUCUCCAGCGCAUUUGGGAUCUCCUCCCGCCGGGUGGGGUGUGGCUGAACAAUGGGCCGCUGCUGUUCCACUUUGAAAACACCCCGGGCGAGCUGAGCAUCGAGCUCACCUGGGCCGAGGUCCGCCAGGUGGCCGAGUCCAUCGGCUUCGAGGUGAAGGAGUUCCGCCAGAUCGACAAUGUGCCGUAUGCGUCCAACGCCAAGUCCAUGCUCAGGUACCAAUACCAGUGCGCCUUCAUGGUGGCCGUCAAGCCGGAGUAAAGGGGGGGGGGG
This is a messenger RNA of Fonticula alba, 2125 nucleotides long. RefSeq lists its product as hypothetical. Gene Ontology annotation, molecular function: S-adenosylmethionine-dependent methyltransferase activity. The record is from RefSeq and is a predicted model, not a curated record. The coding region runs from base 119 to 2113 and encodes 664 amino acids. The transcript is spliced from 6 exons. Lineage: Eukaryota; Rotosphaerida; Fonticulaceae.